Messenger RNA from Apis laboriosa (Himalayan honeybee), 702 nucleotides. Its product is annotated as ubiquinone biosynthesis protein COQ4 homolog, mitochondrial. Gene Ontology annotation, cellular component: mitochondrion; mitochondrial inner membrane. The transcript is spliced from 3 exons. Bases 1 to 702 code for a protein of 233 amino acids. Gene Ontology annotation, biological process: ubiquinone biosynthetic process. The record is from RefSeq and is a predicted model, not a curated record. Lineage: Eukaryota; Metazoa; Arthropoda; Insecta; Hymenoptera; Apidae.
AUGGAUUACGCGAAACAUCGUAUAUCUCUGUCAACGGUACAACGCGCGAUUUUGACAGUUGGUGCUGCUGCGAUAUCACUUCUCAAUCCUUAUCGAGGUGACAUGAUCGCAUGCUUGGCAGAAACAACCGGUACUGAUGCUCUUUCUUAUUGUCAUCGGCAAAUGCUUGCAACCUCCGAGGGAUGUCGCAUUCUUGCCGAAAAACCACGCAUAUCCUCUUCAACAGUUGAUUUUUCCGCGCUAAAACGAUUACCAGCAGGAACUCUUGGAAAAAUUUAUUACGAUUUCUUGGAAGUAAAUAACGUAUCUCCCGAUUCUAGAACUAUGGUCAAAUUCGUCCAAGAUACUGAAUUGGCGUAUGUAAUGCAACGAUAUCGGGAAACACAUGAUAUUUAUCAUGCAAUACUUUUGAUGCCAACUACAAUGCUCGGGGAAGUAUCAGUUAAAUGGAUAGAAGCAUUGCAAUUACGUUUGCCAAUGUGUUUAAACGGAGCGAUAUUUGGAGCAUUUCGAUUGCGUCCAAGACAAAGAAAAUUAUAUCUUGAUCAUUAUCUUCCAUGGGCUAUUAACACAGGAAUUAAAGCAAAAUUUCUUUUGGGUAUCUAUUUCGAGGAACGUUGGGAACAACCUCUUGUUGAUUUCCAUCGAGAAUUAAAUAUUGCUCCUUUAGUAUCGAUAGAAAAUAUUUAUAAUGAUAUGUAA